AUGGCUGAUAUCCCUCACUUCACGCUGAAUGAUGGUAACAAGAUACCCUCUGUCGGAAUUGGAUGCUGGAUGGGUAUCCCUGGAGGAGCAGAACGCGUCUAUAAUAUGUGCUUGAAAGCGCUGAAGAAUGGAUAUCGCCUGAUAGAUACGGCUAAUGGAUACGGCAACGAAAAGCAAGUUGGCCAGGCAGUUCGCGACUCUGGGAUCCCCAGAGAAGACAUCUACGUUACUACCAAGCUCCCGAACAACGAUCACCAUCGAGUGCAAGAGUCGUUCGAUGAAUCUCUUCGGAGCCUUGGUUUGGAUUACAUUGAUCUAUAUCUCAUGCACUGGCCGCAGGCGUGCAUCAGCGCUGUGUCCAUGGCGGACCCAGAUGCAGUCAUCCCGCCCCCUGGGGAAUCACCUACCUUCAUCGAGACAUGGCGAGACAUGGAAAAGCUUCUCGCCACCGGUAAGGUCAGAAGUAUUGGCAUAUCCAACUUCUCUGUGAGGACUCUGAAUGAGUUACUUCCACAUUGCCAAGUUGUCCCUGCCGUCAACCAAGUUGAACUUCACCCUUGUCUACCCUCGAUAGAGUUGAAGAAGCUCUGCGACGAUAAAGGCAUACUCCUAGAGGCAUAUUCUCCGUUGGGUACGUCUGGUCAGAAGACUACAUUGUUACACGAAAGCCCCAUCAUCCGUGAGAUUGGGGAGAGGCUCGGUGCUACACCCGCCCAAGUGGUUCUCAGUUGGGAUGUUCAGCGGGGAACCGCGGUGGUAGCUAAAACGGAGACCGAGUCACGGAUGAAGGAGAACAUUACGGUGCGAGGAGCAAGCAAUCUGGUAUACUCUGCGCUGACACCUAAUGUCCUUCAAAACGAAUAA
Messenger RNA from Pleurotus ostreatus (oyster mushroom), 864 nucleotides. RefSeq lists its product as uncharacterized. The transcript is spliced from 8 exons. NCBI's taxonomy places the organism in Eukaryota, Fungi, Basidiomycota, Agaricomycetes, Agaricales, Pleurotaceae. The record is from RefSeq and is a predicted model, not a curated record. The coding region runs from base 1 to 864 and encodes 287 amino acids. Gene Ontology annotation, cellular component: cytosol. Gene Ontology annotation, molecular function: aldose reductase (NADPH) activity.